Messenger RNA from Notolabrus celidotus (New Zealand spotty), 2839 nucleotides. RefSeq names its product gamma-aminobutyric acid type B receptor subunit 2-like. The coding region runs from base 1 to 2649 and encodes 882 amino acids. Gene Ontology annotation, molecular function: G protein-coupled GABA receptor activity. The transcript has 19 exons. Gene Ontology annotation, biological process: G protein-coupled receptor signaling pathway; gamma-aminobutyric acid signaling pathway. The record is from RefSeq and is a predicted model, not a curated record. Gene Ontology annotation, cellular component: G protein-coupled receptor heterodimeric complex; membrane. Lineage: Eukaryota; Metazoa; Chordata; Actinopteri; Labriformes; Labridae.
AUGGAGCGGCGUGGUCGGGUGGAGGCGUUCGGGCUGCUGGUCUGCUUUCUGCUGCUGGACCCGGGUCUGGCUCAGGUCAGACACCCCCUCCCCGUGCUGUGGAUGAUGCCGGUCAGCUCGAGGUCCGGGGGGGAGAACCUGACCGCCGCUGUGGCGCCUGCUGUCAGACUGGCUCUACAGGACCUGCAGAGACAACCACCACCCCUCGGGAACUACGAGAUCCAGCUCCAGCUGCUGGACUCACAGUGUGACGCUCCUAAAUCCCUCAAAGCUCUGUUCGACGCUCUGUGGGCGGGGCCAAAGUUCCUCCUGCUGUUUGGAGGGGUGUGUCCAGCGGUGACAUCACUCAUCGCUCGCUCUCUGCCCGCUCUGAACCUGGUGCAGGUGUCCUUCGCCGCCUCGUCCCCCAGUCUGUACAACAGGAAGUGGUACGGGAACCUGUUCAGCAUGGUGCCGUCAGACCGGGCUCUGAACCAGGCCACCCUCAAACUGCUGCAGCGCUACAGGUGGAGCAGGGUCGGUCUGAUCACACAGGAGGGACCCAGACUCUCAGAGAUGAAGAAGGAUCUGAUGAGGCAGCUGCUGAAGGCCGAGGUGCAGGUGGUCUCCUCACAGAGUCUCUCUGCAGACGUCUGCAGCAGCCUGAGGAGGCUGAAGGAGAGCGAUGUGCGGAUCAUCAUCGGACUCUUUGAGGAGGACUCGGUCUCGGAGCUCUUCUGCUGUGCCUACAGACUGAACCUGUUUGGACCUCGGUACCAGUGGUUGGUGUUGGAUGGGGGCUCAGGGGGCUGGAGGCUGGGCUGGCAGGUUUCUGGAUGUGCAGUGGAGAGCCUGCUGACGGCUGCAGACGGAUCCAUCAGACUGCAGACCCGAGGCCUCGGCAACCCCAACACAGUCGGACUCUCCGGACGGACCCCUCAGGACUACCGAGACUCCUACCUGAGGGAGCUGGCCCAGGAGGGGUCAAAGGUCAGCUCCCUCCACAGCUUCGCUUACGACGCGGCGUGGGCGUCGGCCAGAGCUCUGAGUCAGGUGAUGGAGGCGGUGAAGAACAGAGAGAGGUACAGCGUGCAGAGGAACGUCAGCGUCAGCCCAGAGGAGGUUCACAAGAUGCUGCUGGAGGCCGUGAAGACCACCACCUUCGAGGGAGUCACUGGUCCAGUGUCCUUCAGAAACGGGGAGAGGAUGACGUCCAUCGAGCUGAUCCAGCUUCAAGGCAUCAGCGGCGUGUCCGUCGGAGAGUUCAGUACCUCCACCCAGCAGCUGCGAGUCAUGAACCACCUGCUGAAGUUCAAAGGUCCAGGACCCACCAGAGACCAGACUCUGGUCCUGGAGCAGUGGCAGCAUGUCAGCUUCCUCCUGUACGGCGUUGUGUCGUCAGCCGCAGCCGUGACCAUCGUCAUCGCUCUGACGGCGCUCUGCUUCACCUGCUGCAGCCGGAAACUCAGGACCCUCAGGUGCAGCGGAGGGUCCCGGGACGAGCUGCUCCUGCUCGGCAUCCUGCUCUCCUCCUCCUCAGUCCUGGUCUCCGGUCUGGAUGAAGCCCUGCUGUCGGACCAGACGUACCAGAUCCUGUGCUCUGUCCGUCUGUGGACCCUCUGCGUGGGUCACACUUUGGUCUUCGCUGUGCUGUUCACCAAAGCUUGGAGGGUUUACUCUCUCUGGACCACCAAACACACGCCCACUCGUCUGCAGCAGACCGGCAUCGUGGUGUUCUGGCUCUUCCUGCUGGAUGUGUUUGUUUUGGUCUCCUGGCAAAUCCUGGACCCCCUCAGACGGGUGGUGCUGCAGCAGAGCUUACAGAGUAACUCCUCGGAUCAGGACGUCGUCGUCCAGCUCUUCUCUGAGCGCUGCGGCUGCAUCAACAUGGACCUGUGGCUCACCGCUGUGUACGGAUACAAAGGCCCCCUGCUGGGUCUGGGAUGUUUCGUGGCGUGGAGCAUCAGAUCUGUGCAGGUGGAUCACCCUGCAGUCGGCAGCAAACAGCUGACUCUCAGCAUGUUCGCUGUGACCGUGUUCAGCGUCUCCGGAGUGACAGGAUCCCUGCUGACCUCCCACAAUCCUCCUGUUCAGUUCUGUGUGAUCAGCAGCCUCGUCCUCUGCUGCAACAUCUUCACGCUGAGCUGCGUGUUCGGGCCGAAGGUUGUGUACGUGUGUCUGCACAGCGGCGAGCUGCAGCCGCCGUCAGACCAAGAAGAAGAAGAAGAAGAAGAAGAAGAAGAAGAAGAAGAAGAAGAAGAAGAAGUAGAAGAGGAGCAGAGGAGGAGGAGGAGGAUGAACCAGACGCUGAAGAGUCUGACCGAGCAGCUGGAUCUACAGAUAGAAACCAUCACCAUGCAGCUCUGUGAAGACCAGUCAGCUGAUUCUGACCUGAAGUCUCACAACACGACAACGAGAGGACAAAACAACGGUGAGGUCCGGUCCGUGGUGUCGGCUCUGAUCUGUUCUGAGGACACAAACUCAGAGAGGAAACCUCCGAGUCCGGACGACAUCAACUCUCCUGAACACGUGCGGCGCCGUCUCUCCGUCCAGCUGCCCAUCCUCCAUCACUCCUACAUGCCCGUCAUCGGGGGGGUCAGCGCCAGCAGCUCCAGCCUGUUCGGCAGCCGGGAGGCCUUCGUCCACCACGACCUGCUGAUCCCCACAUGAACACCUUUUUAUUGACUUUACUGACGAACACAUUUUCAUUCCUAAUCACCGGGACAUAAACCCAAACAUGAGACUAUUCAGAUCUAAACUUCCUCACAAAAACACGCCAGAAAUACAUGACAGAAAAACUGUGUGACUGUGUUUGUGUCAGAGUGGAGAGCUCCAGGUGUGUGACUGUGUUUGUAUCAGA